AUGUCAUCCAAACCCAGUGUCCUGUUCGUCUGCAUCCACAACGCAGGCCGUUCCCAGAUGGCCGCAGGCUACCUCACCUCCCUCGCCGGUGCCACGAUCGAAGUACGUUCUGCUGGAUCAGCCCCAGCUGCCUCUGUCAACCCCGCAGUAAUCGAGGCCAUGCGCGAGGACGGCAUAGACUUGGCCACCCAGCAACCGAAGAUCCUCACCGAAGAUGCAGUCCGUCUCAGCGAUGUCGUUAUCACCAUGGGCUGCGGCGAUGUCUGUCCUGUUUUCCCGGGGAAGAGGUACCUUGACUGGGAACUGGAGGAUCCGGCUGGGCAGGGAGUGGAUUCGAUACGCCCGAUCCGGGACGAAAUCCGCCGUCGUGUGGAGGGGCUUAUUGCUGAGUUGCAGGGGACUGCUUGA
Aspergillus versicolor CBS 583.65 is the source of this 408-nucleotide messenger RNA. RefSeq names its product arsenate reductase ArsC. NCBI's taxonomy places the organism in Eukaryota, Fungi, Ascomycota, Eurotiomycetes, Eurotiales, Aspergillaceae. The coding region runs from base 1 to 408 and encodes 135 amino acids. The transcript has a single exon. The record is from RefSeq and is a predicted model, not a curated record.